GGUAGUUUCCAGACCUGUAUGUAAGACCGUGGCUCGAGUGGCGAUAUUACGAGGAGCCAGCGGGGUGUGAUCGCUGUCGACGAACUGAGAGAAAUUAACGCAUUCGAAGGAAGAAAUAAUAAAAAGGACCCGAAAGAGAAGAAUCAGCAACAAUGACGCGACACGCGAGGAAUUGUACCGCGGGUGCGGUGUACACGUAUCACGAGAAAAAGAAGGACGCCGCAGCGUCGGGUUAUGGCACCAACAGCCAGCGAAUCGGCAAGGAUUCCGUAAAGGAUUUCGACUGUUGUUGCCUGACGCUGCAGCCGUGCAGAAAUCCUGUAAUAACGAAGGACGGCUAUUUGUUCGACAAGGAAGCAAUAUUGGAAUACAUUUUGACCAAGAAAAAGGAGUACGCGAGGAAAUUGAAGGAGUAUGAGAAGCAGAAGCAAAAGGUGGAGGAACAGUCACGGGUGCAAACUGCCAACGAGGAGUUAAAAAAGCUGCAAAACUUCCUGAAGGGCGAGAAGACCAUCGUGACGCACGACUCCAAUGCGACGGACGGUGCUUCGGUAUCUAACAUGAAAAAUGGCAAGGACAAAGUGCUACCGAGCUUCUGGAUACCCUCGAAAACGCCGGAAGCUAAGGAAAUCACUCCACAGAAGCCCGACAAGACCAUCUACUGCCCUCUCAGUGGCAAUCGAUUGAAAAUGAAAGAUCUGAUUCCCGUGAAAUUCACGCUAAUUCAGGAUCCAGAUGACAAACGGUCGCACAUCGUCAAGCAAGCGAGAUACAUGUGCCCUAUCACUCAUGACGUUUUAGGCAACAACGUACCUUGUGCCGUGAUCAAAACAACUGGCGACGUGGUUACGAUGGAAUGCGUGGAGAAGUUGAUAAAGAAGGAUUGGAUCCAUCCAUUGGACAGCUCCAAGUUGACGCCGUCCGAUAUUAUUCCUAUGCAAAGGGGUGGUACUGGCUAUGCUUCUGUUAACGAUUCAUUGGAGGGCCGACACGAAAGGCCAGUACUGCAGGCAUGAAGAGCGAUUUGCAUUAUUUAUGUGUAUAUAGGUUUCUGAUUAAUUAAGGAUGUACAAAUUCGAAUAUAAAUUAAGAUAUUAUCUAAUCAUUUUUUAAAUCCACCGACUGAUUUUCAGAUCUAUUUUAGCGUUAAUUAAUGACGUUAUCUCGUGAUGAUAUAAAAACUAUAUAAAUACAAUAUUGCACAAUAUAUAAAUAAAAUAUAUAAAACGUA
Ooceraea biroi (clonal raider ant) is the source of this 1231-nucleotide messenger RNA. Its product is annotated as nitric oxide synthase-interacting protein homolog. Gene Ontology annotation, cellular component: nucleus. The record is from RefSeq and is a predicted model, not a curated record. NCBI's taxonomy places the organism in Eukaryota, Metazoa, Arthropoda, Insecta, Hymenoptera, Formicidae. Gene Ontology annotation, molecular function: ubiquitin protein ligase activity.